ACGCCGCAUUGUAUCAGUACGAAUACAAAUCAAACUCUAAAUACAAUCAUCGAUCCUCGCCCACCGACAAUGCAGAAUUUGUUCUUCCUCCUCUCCUUUCAACAUGUCAAGUCCAGACUCCUUAUAUAUUUGAAAGUGUUUCCAUUCUUCAGCGUCUGAGAAAAAGCUCCUGCAGGAUGAAGGAGAUGAAGAGGCUCAGGUUCCGGCCGCUGGCGGAGCCCCGGAGUUUUGGGUCAGGGCUAAUUAUCGGAUGCAUUUUGGCGUCGAUGAUUUAUGCCAUAAUGUACAGAAGUGAAGAAGGAAUCGACCAUCGGUCUAUCUUGACUUGCAAGCUUCCACCGUCUUCGUCGUCGGACGACGCGGCUACUGCGAAUUCUUCUGUCGAAGAAGGCAGGAGCAUUCUAUCGACAAAUAGUGACCCGGCAAAUGAAGAAGACAAGAGCGCAAUCAAUUCUUCCUUCGAAGAAGAGAAGGUUUUAAUAACCGGGAGAAAUGAGUCCGUUGACGAGGAGGAGGAAGGAACCAAAGUGAAAAAUGAUAAACAAGCGUCGGCGAAAGCAUCAGCUGUCGAUCACAAUCAACCAGAAGCUUUGCCUGCGAAGAAACCGAUUUGCGAUUUCUCCCAGUACAGAUUAGACAUCUGCGAUUUAGAGGGCGAUAUCAGAGUCAUCGGGAAGAAUCUCUCUUCGGUAAUGCUCGUUGCAUCCAGAGACGCCCCUGCAUCGUCAUGGGAGAUCAAACCGUAUCCCCGCAAGUACGACCGUUCCGCCAAGGCCAAAGUCCGAUCUUUCAACGUCACGACACUGCACGCCUCCGCCGCCCCAAACUGUGACGUCCGCCACUCCGUCCCAGGCGUGCUCUUUUCCACCGGCGGCCACUGCGGAAACUGCUUCCACGACUUCGCCGACGUGCUCGUUCCUCUCUUUCAGACCGCCGGCCCGCUUCGCCGACAAGUCCGGUUCGCCAUUUCCAGUUUGAAAGGCUGGUGGAUGAUGAAGUACCGACCGUAUCUGACCCAGCUGUCCGCCUUCGACGUCAUCGACCUCGACGGCGACGACCGCGUUCAUUGCUUCGACCGCCUGACGGUCGGCCUGCGCGCGAAGCGCGACUUGAUGAUCGACGCCGAAGAGGCCCCCGAUGGCCACUCCAUCGCCGGCUUCGUCGAGCUCACCCGCAGCGUCUACGGUCUCGGUCGCGCCCGAGUCGGGCCGAAGAACAACCCCACGAAGCCGCGCCUUCUGUUCAUCGCGCGCGGCGGAACGAGGAAGUUCGCGAACCUGGACGCGCUGACGGCGGCCGCGGAAGCGGUGGGCUUCGAGGCGGUGGCGGCGGAGCCGGACUUCAUGGACGUCGCCCGGUUCGCGCACGUGGUGAACUCGUGCGACGUGUUGGUUGGCGUGCACGGCGCAGGCCUGACCAAUUUCCUCUUCCUACCCACCGGAGCGGUCGUCGUCCAGGUAGUGCCACUUGGGAAGCUGGACUGGAUCGCCACGAAUUUCUACGCGGAACCAGCGAUGGGUAUGAAUCUCGAGUACAUCCAGUACGACAUCACCAUCGCCGAGAGCACGCUUCUCGACGCGUAUCCGAGGGACGACAAGGUCUUCACGGAUCCGGAGUCGAUCCACAAGGAAGGUUGGCACAGGAUCCUGGAAGUCUACCUCCGCCAACAAAGCGUCCGGCUCGACGUCGACCGGUUCAGACCGGUUCUGGAGAAAGCAUACGGGCUCGUCCGGGAGAAGGAAUAAAUGCUCAAAUAAUAGUUUUAUUCUUUAUAUAACGGAGGGACAAACAAAAAGAAAGUGGCUUCCACAUACGUCCUGAUGCUGCAUAGCUAUAGCCAUUGGUUUCGAGAAAGAGAAACUGAAAGGAGAAGACAAAUAUUGAUUUGUUAGAGCGGUUUGUCAUGUAGCAGUAGGCAUUCAUUAUCAUAAACGGUAGAAAUUAAAGUUAAGGUGCAACGUUACACGUUUCUGAAACUA
Molecule: messenger RNA, 1979 nt
Organism: Zingiber officinale
Lineage: Eukaryota; Viridiplantae; Streptophyta; Magnoliopsida; Zingiberales; Zingiberaceae
Product: beta-1,2-xylosyltransferase XYXT1-like
Exons: 4
Coding region: 177-1745 (522 amino acids)
Molecular function (GO): glycosyltransferase activity
Source: RefSeq, a predicted model, not a curated record